Molecule: messenger RNA, 1470 nt
Organism: Rotaria sp. Silwood1
Lineage: Eukaryota; Metazoa; Rotifera; Eurotatoria; Philodinida; Philodinidae
Source: the annotation of a GenBank genome assembly
AUGUUAAAUUCUUAUGUACGAAAUUAUAUUUUGUCUCAAGCUCAAGCAAAAGUUAUGUCACAAACACAAGGUCUUUAUCCAGCACCGUUGAAAAUUUUAGAUGUUAUUCGACAAACUUUAGAAAAUGGUUCAAAAGUUGGAUUUAAUGCUGAAGCAGAAGCUUUUGCAGAUCUCUGUAUAACCAAUGAAUCAAAAGCAUUAAUUAGUCUAUUUCAUGGACGUACUGAAUGUAAAAAAAAUAAAUAUGGAAAAUCCGAAAAAGAAGUCAAAAUGAUUGCCGUUAUGGGUGCUGGUAUCAUCGGUGCAGGUAUUGCACAUGUAUCUAUAGAUAAAGAUUUUCAAGUUAUACUUUAUGAUACAACAUCAACUGCACUUCAUCUUGGCCAAUCACAAAUAAUUAAGAGUUAUCAACAUUAUAUUAAACGGAAUCGAAUAACAAAUACUGAAUAUAAUCGAAUAUUAACGAAUUUAAAUUGUCAAACAACAUUUGAUAAUCUUGAUAAAUGUGAUAUUAUAAUAGAAACUGUACUUGAAGAUCUUAAAUUAAAACAAAAUAUUCUUAAUGAACUUGAACAAUACAUUCCAGAACAUUGUAUAUUUGCAUCUAAUACAUAUAUACUAUCUAUUCAUCAAAUAGCUGCACAUAGUCGACGUCCACAUCAAGUUAUUGGUAUGCAUUAUUUUUCUCCAGUUGAUAAAAUUGAAUUAUUAGAAAUAAUUCGAGCUAAACAAACAUCUGAUAAUACAGUUUGUACAGCAGUUAAUAUUGGACUUAAACAAGGAAAAAUUAUUAUUGUAGUUAAUGAUAGUCCAGGAUUUUAUACAACACGUUUAUUAAUAUUUUCUUUUAUUGAAAUAUUUUAUCUAUUACAAGAAGGUUUAUCACCGAAUGAUAUUGAUAAAGCAACAAAAAAAUUUGGUUUUCAUAUUGGUUUAGUCAUAUUAUUAGAUGAAUUUGGUAUUGAUAUAAUUACACAUGUAGUAUAUCAUCUGAAGAACAUAUUUGGUGAACGUCUUGCAAAUUCGUCUGUAAUAGAAUUACUUCAAAUAUUUGUUAGAAAUAAUUUACUUGGAAAAAAAUCUGGACAAGGUUUAUAUAUUUAUUCUAAUGAUGGUAAGAAGAAGAUUAAUCCGAAAUGUAAAGAAUUACUUAAACAUCCUUUGACACAAACUCAUGACAUACCAAGAAUAGAAACUAUUCAAUGGCGUAUAAGUCUUCGAAUUUUAAAUGAAGCUGCAAGAUGUCUUGAAGAAAAUGUUAUUAAUUCUCCAACAGAUGGUGAUAUAGGUGCUGUGUUCGGUCUUGGCUUUCCUCCAAUGAAAGGAGGUCCAUUUCGUUUUAUGGAUACUUAUGGCAUUUCUAACAUAGUUGAUUUAAUGUAUAAUUAUCAAUUAGACUAUGGUGAUCGUUUUGCUCCAACACAAUUAUUAAUAGAUAUGGUCAAAGAUAAUAAAAAUUUUUAUUCAUAA